AUAUUAUCUAAAUUCUCCCGGAAUUUCUUCCACAACGAGCCGCUUCUGACCGCCUAUUAUCUUACUACCGGCAUUCUCAUCUGACGUCCUUGCCGUCCCUUGCGGCAAUCGCGGUGGAAAGCGCAUAAAAGCUGCAAGCGGCCCGACAACAGUAACCUGCGCACCUGCGAACCAGCCGAAAGCGAUUGCGUAGACCGGAACGUGGUCGCCAGUGAGAAUCGAGAUCCCGCCUUGUCUACACUGGUCAUCUCAACGAGAAACUUCGCGGAGAAAAAACUUCGCCUCGAUGUAUCGAGACCACAGACGAUUCUCGAUUCACCGAAUCAAAAUGACAAUAGAAUUGGCAGCGCAUUUACUUCUGUCGAGCCCUACUAUGUAACAACUUUAUUAUUAUGCUGAUAAUAAUAUGCUUCUAAAAUAUAAUAUCAACGUAAUCAAACCGGAAGUUGGUUAUACUUCUUAGAAAAGCAUGAUGUUUUAAUAUGGCAGUAAAAUGCAUGGAAGGACCUUUUGUAUUCAGAUUAAAUGAAAAUGGUACUGGACCGCAUCUACUUGUAAAGGUUUGCACGGAACGGGGAUGGCGGGAGUACGCCGGCGAAAAUAAUGUAUUCAAAGAUCGAUGGAAUUUAUGGUGGCGGUCCGGCGGUUUCCCCACGUCGCAUUAUAGGCCGUUACUCCCUUGGCAGUUUGUCAAUCGAAUACCCAAAGGAAAUUCCAUCUGCAGAAAGGAUAAGCUUAUCCGUUAUUUAAAGCGCAUGAAAAAAGUUUACGGUUCGAUUUAUGACUUCAGUCCUGCAGGAUAUAACUUGCCUUCCGAAUAUACGAAAUUAGCCGAAGAGUGUAGCCGUUGUGAGAAAGAUGAUAAAGUUUGGAUUUGUAAGCCGGUUGGCCAAAGUCAAGGAAGAGGAAUCUUUUUGUUUCGUAAAUUAAGCGAUCUCUCAUACGACAAUGCCGCGGUUGUGCAAAGAUAUAUCGAAAAUCCUCUGCUAAUCGGUGGAUACAAAUUCGAUCUUCGCCUGUACGUGUGCGUACCUUCAUAUUGCCCGUUGACAAUUUACCUGUAUAAGGAAGGUCUGGCUCGUUUUGCUACUGAGAAAUUUUCCUUGGAGCGAUUGGACGAUCCUUUUCAACAUCUCACCAAUUUUUCUCUGAACAAGCUAGGACCAGGCUAUUCGGAAAAGAAAGAACGCAUCGGUGCCGGUUGCAAAUGGACAUUUAGACAACUACGAAGAUAUUUUGAACAGGCAGGAUACUUCGAUUGGAUUCUUUGGCAAAAAAUCUCGUGUUUAGUGACUUUAACGAUCUUAAGUCAAGCAGCAGGUAUUCCAAAAUCUUCCAAUUGCUUCGAAUUUUUCGGCUUUGACGUGCUAAUCGACGAGAAUUUAAAGCCGUGGCUUUUAGAGGUGAAUUUAAGUCCGGCUUUGAGUAACGACUGUGAAGUCGAUUCAGAAGUGAAAAAGCCCUUACUACAUGAUCUGUUUGAUUUAUUAGGUCUUCCAGUAUGUAAUACCGGGCUUUCCUUGUUUACUAUCUGGUCCUCUUCGAAUAAUAUUGAGGAGGACGAGGGCGAACUGUCUUCCAAGUUCGGCCGUUCCGUGAAAAAGAGAUCGAAAUUCGGACGAGAGACUGAAGCUUUUCUAAAUUUUUCCCCGGAGACUCGAAAUACGCUAAAACAAUCAACACCGGAAGUUUGUUCGACUACCUGGCCCCGAUAUAAUCCUUUGUUAAUGGACAAAUGCAUACGUCGAGGAUUUAAGGGAAAUAUGAUCGAGAAUCAUGCAUCGCCACCAAUUUGGGAUAACGGUAAAGACUGGAGAGCUUCUUGUACAAAGGAAGGUGGUUGGAUUCGUAUUUAUCCAUUCACUCGAAUGAAAUACACCGAGAAUACAGAAUAUACAAGACCAUCGCCUAGAGUUGUCGAGAACGAGAUCAAAAAUAUGGUUCUUUCUAUACAAAAGUAUUUAAAAGCAGCAAAAGAAGUGCAGCAACGAAAUGAAAAACUCACGGAUGACCAAUGCAAUACUCUCUUGCAAAACGCAUUAAACUUAAAUACAGAAAUUUGGCUGCCAGAGAAAUAAAAACUAGUGAGGUCUGCGUUUUUCUCUCACAUCCACGAUUUCUUUAAAUUUAUUUGCCAUCUAAGCUUGUUCAGGUCCUAAUAUUAUUUCGAAAGAUAUUUUGUACAGUUACAUAUAAUGCACAUUAUGUUAAACGUGCAUUGAUCUUCAUUGUAUAUUAUAAAUCAAUUGCGCGAUUUUUUGCAAUUAGCAACUAAAUCCGCAUUGAUAUUGAUAUUUAGUAUUAAAUGUAGCUAUCUCAGGCUAAACUCGUAAAUAAAAUUAUUUUAUUACAA
Pogonomyrmex barbatus (red harvester ant) is the source of this 2353-nucleotide messenger RNA. RefSeq names its product putative tubulin polyglutamylase TTLL2. Gene Ontology annotation, cellular component: ciliary basal body. The record is from RefSeq and is a predicted model, not a curated record. NCBI's taxonomy places the organism in Eukaryota, Metazoa, Arthropoda, Insecta, Hymenoptera, Formicidae. Gene Ontology annotation, molecular function: tubulin binding; tubulin-glutamic acid ligase activity. Gene Ontology annotation, biological process: microtubule cytoskeleton organization; protein polyglutamylation.